Molecule: messenger RNA, 1800 nt
Organism: Marmota flaviventris (yellow-bellied marmot)
Lineage: Eukaryota; Metazoa; Chordata; Mammalia; Rodentia; Sciuridae
Gene: Dmrtb1
Product: DMRT like family B with proline rich C-terminal 1
Biological process (GO): sex differentiation; germ cell development; regulation of transcription by RNA polymerase II
Cellular component (GO): nucleus
Molecular function (GO): RNA polymerase II cis-regulatory region sequence-specific DNA binding; DNA-binding transcription factor activity, RNA polymerase II-specific
Source: RefSeq, a predicted model, not a curated record
GACAAGAUGCUGCGCACGCCGAAAUGCUCGAGGUGCCGGAACCAUGGUUUCCUGGUGCCGGUCAAGGGCCAUGCGGGCAAGUGCCGUUGGAAGCAGUGCACCUGCGAGAAGUGCUACCUGAUCACCGAGCGCCAGAAGAUCAUGGCUGCUCAGAAGGUGCUCAAGAAGCAGGCCGCCGAGGAGGAGCAGGAGGCGGCCCUGAGCCCGAAGGGUCCUCAGUUGGCCUCCGGGGCUGCAGCCGCAGCCGUGGGCUCUGGCCUCCGCUCGCUGCCUCCACUAGCUGUUUCCGGAGGCGCGGGGCCGGGCCCCGAAGGCCGCGCGGCCACCUGCUUCCCAGAGAGGCCUCCGCAAGGCCCGAGCCCCGGCCCGAGCCCCGGCCCGAGCGCCUUCCAGCCGGUGCUGGGUGGCCGCGGACGCGGCCACGGCCACGUGGGGCUGCCCAGCUGUGCACCGCCCCAGCUCGGGGCCGAGGCCGCAGGCAGGGCGUGCCCAGGCCGCCCGGAGCUGCGACGGCCGCUGAGGCUUCUGCCCAGCCCGCCGUUCGCCGACUUCGGGCGCCCUUUGAGCAUCAACUCGGAUUGUGUGGUAGGGGCUGAGUACCUGGAGCGAGAGCCUUCCAAGCUGUACCCUGGAUGCUCCACCAUGCACUCCUAUCUCCCAUUCCCACUGGGCUACCAGGAUGCAUCCCCAGCCCCAGGAAUCCCCCCACAACGGGGCUUCCGGCAUGUCUCCUGCAGCCAUUACCAUGGAGGUGGCUUGGUGUCGGAACCAAUGGGAGACUUCCAGCCAAGCUACUACCUGCCCCCUCCACCACCCCCACCUCCACCUCCGCCUCAGCUGCAGUUCCUCCCACCAGGCUUCCUCUCUGCGCUGCACUUCCUCCCACCUCCACCACCACCACCGCCACCACCAACCUUCUCACUUACCCUCCUUUCUGAUACCGACAAGGAGAGCACUGAUGACCAGGAUGCAGAGGUACCUUGUGAGCCCAGUCAGCCCUCGUCUCAGGAGCAGUCUGACUAAGCCGCAGGCCACUCUCCAGACCAGCAGGGGGUGUCAGGGGUGUGCCAGCAAUGAUUUUCUUGUCUGUUUUCAGUGUCGUUUAGGGAGGAAGGGUCUCGACCACUGUAAGGUGGCAGCUAAUUUCCAUUUGAAGACAGGAGGAAGGAGAAUGAUUUCUAAUGUUCUCUUGAUCCUGAGCUGUGGGGUUGACGAGGGUUGUGGAGGAGGUUAUUGACGGGAGGCUCGGGCUCUGAGGAGUAGGGGCAGGGAAGCUCAUGUUUAGGAAUGAAUUUAACCGUCCUGGGUUGUGUUGUUUAUCGUGUCAUCCCCAGGUGCGGCCUUUGAUUUCCUCAGGCCCCACUCAGGACAGAAGGUACCAUCUAUUUCAGCCUUUUGUCACCUUUGCUUGGUCCCCAGGACUGGGCACUGCAGACAUCAGGCAUCCAGCCCAUCCAGGUGGCUGAUGCGAGCAGCCAGGGCUGGGGUGUUGACAGCAGGUUCUGCAGCGUCCCACCUUUGCCUGGCUGUUGCCCAUGGCGCCUUCUCCAGGGGUUUAUUGCUUGUAAGCACCCGGACCACUGGGUAGCUUCACUUCCCCUCCAUAGAGUUUAAGCCUUUGUAGGCCUCAUUUUUGGUUUAAAAAAAUCUGUUAAAGUUUUACUACUGAAUGCUUUUAUAGUAGGCAGCUCAUAGCACUUGUGCAGUUCUCAGGAGAGUGCUGCAGCCAAAUCGUCUAGGUCAUCAGCAGUUUCUUCUCUGGGGACAGUUGGCUGUUUGAAAUAAAAUAAGCAGUGGAAA